AUGAAUGCAAUCCGAGAUAGUAUGAACGAAGUGAACAAAAAAUUCAAUUCAUUGCCUAACCACGUAACUCUUCUCAAAAACAAAGAGAAAAGUGCUAGGGUUAGUGAACCCAGUCUUGGUGUACUGCAGUCGGAAGAAGAAAGUGAUACUCAGUCGGAGGAAGAAGGUGGUGAGAAUUCAUCGAAAAAAGAUAAAGAUGAUAAUCCAUCGGAGGAAUAUGGUGGUGCUACUCUAUUGAAGAAAGAUGGUGAUGAUAUUCCGUCAGAGGAAGAUGGUGGUGAUAUUCCAUCAGAGAAAAAUAAAGAUGGAGGUUCUAAGGAUGAUAAUGUUCUCGCUAUUGCAAACCAAGUGCAGAGUGAACAUGGUAAUAGUGAUGAUAAAAUGAAUGACAGUGCAGAAAUGUCUGCAGCGGCAGCGCAGCUCGAGAGUAAGAUGUAUGAAAAGGGAAAGACUGAGAAGGCAAAGAUUGAGAAGAAGAAAAAGAAGAGGGCGAGAAUAUAUGAUGGAAAAGAAGUAGUUCCUUUGAAAAAGACAAAGGGCAAUAAUGUGAGGAGUCCCAUUGGACCAAGACGCCAAUCGAGGGAGGCAGCCCAGAAGCAGAAGAAGGAGGUUUAUGACGGGAUAGCUUAUACUUGA
This is a messenger RNA of Eruca vesicaria subsp. sativa (arugula), 636 nucleotides long. The record is from the annotation of a GenBank genome assembly. Lineage: Eukaryota; Viridiplantae; Streptophyta; Magnoliopsida; Brassicales; Brassicaceae.